This is a messenger RNA of Babesia ovata, 2103 nucleotides long. Its product is annotated as ataxin-2 N-terminal region domain containing protein, putative. The record is from RefSeq and is a predicted model, not a curated record. Gene Ontology annotation, cellular component: cytoplasmic stress granule. The transcript is spliced from 3 exons. Bases 1 to 2103 code for a protein of 700 amino acids. Gene Ontology annotation, molecular function: RNA binding. Gene Ontology annotation, biological process: cytoplasmic stress granule assembly. Lineage: Eukaryota; Apicomplexa; Aconoidasida; Piroplasmida; Babesiidae.
AUGAUGCGUAAUUCGGGUAGCGGUCACCAGCACGGGCAUGCUGGUAACACACACAAAGGGGAAAAGCGUGCGGUAACGCUCGCGCGUCUCAAUGAGGAGCGUUUGGGUUACGCCAUAUCGUGCCUUGUGAACGAUGAUAAUGGUUCGGGUAGGCAGUUCGUAGUUUUCGGUAACGAUUACUCGUAUGCGGUGGUGAACGGUGUCUCAUUGAUCUACCCUGCAAAGGAGCCGAAGACAGCGAAUGCCGCCCCGGCACCCCCAGCUGGAGAGGGUGGCUCUUCGGGCAAGCGUUCGGGUUCCGGUAAAUUCAAGACCGACACUGAGAUUUCUGGCGCCAAGGGCCAGCGCCACAGCGAAAAGCUCGUGGAGUGGGCACCCGAAGCACCUCCUGCUGACAACCAGUUGUACACGCUGGAUGGGGAGCGCAAGACUGAGUGGGACCAAUUCGAAUCCAACCGAAAGGAUUUCGGCGUCGAGACGACUUACGACGAGAGUCUGUACACCACCGAGCUGAACCUCGACGAUGUACCUCAGCGCAUCCAGGAGCAGGCGACGCGGCUUGCGUCGGAGAUAUUAGGAAGUAGCGGCGAGGGCACCUUCUCGCAGCUCGAAGUAUACCUCGAGCAGGAUGAGGAUGUGGUUAACAACGCCACUGCGGAACAUAUGGUGAAGAAAGCGCUGGGUCGCAACUCUCGUGAGGAUAAGCGGGAGGACAAACGCGACGACAAGCGUGAGGACAAACGAGAGGACAAACGUGAGGAUAAACGCGAAGAUAAGCGUGAAGACAAGCGCGAAGACCGACGUGAGGAUAAGAGGGACGACAAGAGAGAGGAUAAACGCGAUGACAAACGCGAAGAUAAGCGUGAGGAUAAGCGCGAUGAUAAGAGGGAAGACAAACGCGAUGAAAAAUACCCACAGGGCAACAAGGGCAAGGCCCGCUCUUCUGGUGGAGACGGAGCUGCCGGUGGCCACAACUCACGCCCCGCUUCUUCCAGCCGCGUGAUGUCGUACAAGGAUAUAAUAGCCAACAGUGGGAACUCCCCGUCUCCGUCACAGAAGGGUGCUACGACUCAGGAUAACUCGCCUCAGCAGGGUGGCCAUGUGAAGGGCUCUGGCCACGACCGUGACUCGGCUCAGCAUGCGGUACGUUUCUGUGAUGCGUAUUCCGCAACUGUGUUUCAGCAACCUGCCGCCAGCCGUUCUGAAGGGAACCGCGGCCGUUCGUCAACAGGUGAAGCUCGCAGCGGUGAGCAGAAUGUAGAGGAGUCAAGGAAGGGUGAGCGUGGCGGUGCCUCCCAUCCACAGAAGUCUGAGGAGCGUGCUGCUGCUAAGCCAGCUGCCGAAGCCAAACCGGCUUCUCCCGCCGCCCAGACGACCGUAACCACUAAGAAGGCGUUCACUUUCAACCCGAACGCCUCCAGCUUUACUCCGUUUUCGGCUAUCCACAUUGCUGCGCGCCCCGUAUCUCCGUCACACCGGUCGGCUUCUCGUUCUCCCAUGAGGCAGGCUCAUGGCGCCCAGAAGGUGCGUCAUAUACUUUUUAGCCGUCAUUGCGUGCAGGCGUCAUUUGGUGAAUCCCGUACCGCGGGCGCUGGAGCUACCGCUACUGGUGGCAAGGGCAAGGACAAUGCAAGCGGUGUUGCGCAAACGAACGUAAAGUUCCGCCCAUUUAUUGCUAUGACUGAGUACCCGACGUUGGACGUGUCUGGCUACACCGCCCUGCCCUGGCCGCUGGCAGACUACACAUACGAGGAUGGCUGGCAGAGCUGCAGCGAUGCUUCGUACCGUAGCGUCAUAGGUGACGUUACCCAGUACUAUGCUGCUCCCGGUAUUAUGGCUAUGCGUCCUCAGCACCCUAUGGUCGCCUCGGCAGGCAUGGCCACGGUCCUGCUGCCCCAGGCCGGCCAUGUCACGUACCCUGCCUACCAACUCGGCGGGAUACCUGUCAGCAUGGUUCCCUACAAUCGGCAGGUGACUCCGAAGUUCUUCGCGCGCCAGGCUCAGCAGCCCAUGCAGGCUAUUGUGCCUACGCGGAUACCCGUGAGCGGCACCCCGACGCCUUCCAUUGGACACGCUCAGCCGCAGGUGAAACCCAAGCCUUGA